Perkinsus marinus ATCC 50983 is the source of this 1164-nucleotide messenger RNA. RefSeq lists its product as hypothetical. The record is from RefSeq and is a predicted model, not a curated record. The transcript has 2 exons. NCBI's taxonomy places the organism in Eukaryota, Perkinsozoa, Perkinsida, Perkinsidae. The annotation marks the transcript as partial.
CAUUGCCCUACGGAUCUGCAACAUCCUACAUGGCGCGGGAACGAGAGCUAACAACGACGCAGGGAGGCCCAGGGUGAGAAGCUCAGCCUCGCGUUCGAGGGCGCUGUCGUCAGGAGCAAGAUACCCCAUGUCCGUCCGGCGCUCUGGUUCCGAAAACAAGCAAAUUCCGACGAUUAACCACGACACGGUGGGCACAGUACUGGCUGCCGCUCGCGCUGCUUCCACGAACAGGAAAUACAAAUCAGUGAUAUCUCGUUAUGAGAGUCUCUUAAGCCGUAUGGGGAUGUCUCCUUGGCCGGUGUGUGGUUCAUCCCUUGCUGUAUAUAUAUCAGCUCUGACCCAAGAAGGAAGGGUACAGUACACGACAAUAAAGGACUACGUCCAGAAGCUGCGCUGUGCCAAUACCCUCGAGCACGGUCGGCUCAGCGAGCAAGACUCGGAGCUAGUUCGACUAGCGCUGCUAGGCGCGUCUAAGAUUCUCGGAGUCACAUCCCCGAAGAGAGCUCGAACGCUCUCCAAAAAAGGAGCUGUUGCAACUUUCUUGUAUUGUCCCUGGUAGCGGAAACCUUGGAGUGCCGGUAGCCUAUCUACUCGGCGUUGCGGGGCUUUUUCGUCUUCGAGAGCUGAGCGAGCUGAGAUGGUCAGACAUAAACUGGGAAGUAUGCGCAGACAAUAAACCAUGUCUGGUAGUCCAUGUACGGAAAUCGAAGACCGACCAGUGCCGUCGCGGUCGACGAGUGUUUAUUGGUUGCUGUAUGGCCAGCUCCGAGGACUGUGGAAUGUCAGUGUGCCCAUACCACCGAUUAUCCAGGUGGGCGCAAGAAACUGGAAAUCACAUCCAGACCGGUCAGAAGAGCGUGUUCGGCCUGACGUACGCGCAGCUUCGCGAGGGCAUAUGCGAGCUGAUCGCGGCCGUCUGCGGAAAAUCCGACGAACGAGGACGGUCAACGACGCAUAGUAUGAGCCGAACUGGAUGCUGGUUGUUACUGAAUGGCGGUGCCAGACUCGACGAGGUGGUCGAAUAUGGACGCUGGGCCGAUCCGAGGUGCGUUUUAUCGGCGUAUUCCCGCGAUCACCAUGAUGCGCAGUUCCGCCACAAGCAAGUUCAUGGCCAGCGCUGAGACGACGAGUGAUUAGCGGGAUACACGUGUCAGAAAUGGAUUC